Mya arenaria is the source of this 1292-nucleotide messenger RNA. RefSeq lists its product as uncharacterized. The record is from RefSeq and is a predicted model, not a curated record. The transcript has 7 exons. The coding region runs from base 1 to 783 and encodes 260 amino acids. NCBI's taxonomy places the organism in Eukaryota, Metazoa, Mollusca, Bivalvia, Myida, Myidae. Gene Ontology annotation, cellular component: trans-Golgi network.
AUGAAACUGUUGGUACUACUGAUAGGAUUGUUUCUGGUAGUUGAGACAGUUUCUGCUCAACAAGGAAACUGCCAUACGAUAGAUUCAUGCUCCUGCGUCUACGAUGAUGGAGUGAUAGUCAAUUUGACAUCACUGGCAAGAACAGAUGGCCUGCCAAAUUUCAGCAACAAGACCGACAAUCACGGGGACACAUACUCGUGGAACCCGUGCGUCCCUUUCUCCUUCAUCGGACCGAAUAAUGACACCGAGUGUGAUGGUGUUGCGGUGUGUAUGAUACGCCAAGGCUUUCCCAACCCGUUAAUCUACGAUCUAGGUAAACAGGACAGUGCUAUGUUUAACGCUGACGAAAACGGAACACUGACUUUGACCUACACUUCGGAUCAAGGUGACUUCAAACGCACUACGACUAUAAUACUUCAGUGUAAAGAUAACUCCAUAUUCAACUUCUUUGAAAUUGAUGGAGAACAAGACAUCAACAACGACACCAUCGACUAUAAAAUGACACUGUUAAGCCAGUGGUCAUGCGCAUACGCCCCAAGUAUAACUCCUGCAGAGACACCAUCAUCCGGUCUAAAUGGUGGAGUCAUCUUUGUAAUUGUAGUGUUCAGUCUGCUUGGCGCAUACCUUAUUUUCGGUGGGAUGUACCAGGCUCUGAUUAAGAAGGAAUCUGGUAUGCGGCUGUGUCCUAACCACGGGUUCUGGUGCGCCAUUCCAGAUGCCUUCAGGGGCAAGAAAGCCAACAUUAUCAACACCGACGGUGGAAACAAAUACGAGAGUAUUUAAACUGACUGACUAUUCACUCAUUUAACUGACAUGUUUACAUUCUUGGCCUUUUGAGGACACUAUCCACGCGAACUUUGCUCCGUGUUGUUCUAGGCCACGACAUGUCGCCAUAUUCAUCAAGUGAUUGACUAAACAACAGUUCACAAUUCAUCAGCUGUUACAGCUUCCAGUAAUACAGAGCAGAGUCAGAAUUCGCAAAUUUUCUUAAGGCAAUUCCGAAAUUCAGUCAGUUUUCUGAUUGGACUGUCUCACAUUUUAUAUAAUUGUAAUAUGUAUCUGAUAUAUUGAUUUAAGUUGAUAUUUCCUUGAAUUUAUUUAAAAUACACACUUGAUUUUAGAAAAUGACUGAAUAUGGCUGACUAUCGAACCAGCUUUAAGAGUUUUCAAAGCUAAAUAAACAUCGAAUGAUCAUGUUUCACGAGUGUUAUUCUGAGUUUGUGUAUGUUUGCUUAUGAAUUUAGUAUUAUGAAACAUGUUUAAAUAUAUGUUAAAUAAAAACCAUUUAUGAA